AUUUCGGGUGUCGUAUAACGAGAAAUGGCAGCAAAAUUGAUGUUCAUGAAUUCGAAAUGGCUUCCUCACAGUCACUUAUAUUUUUCUGUUGAUUUAAGGAAAUUGUCAAACAUUUUGAAAAACUCCAUGAAAAUCCUCUUGCUUCCUGUAGCCGUUUUUUGCACUGACCAAUCAAUUUUUGCUUUUCAAUUCAGGGCUGUUUAUGCUAUCGAGUCGUACGCAAAUGUUUUAUCAGUAUAUUAGGCUAUAUUUCGGCAAUUUAAAUUGUUCUUGCUUUCUUUAUAACAAGUUUUAUUCUAAAUUUUAAUACAUAAUAAAUGCCGGGGCCGCCUAUGGUGAAUUCAGGUUUGCAGAGCUUUCGGUCGGUGAGCCCGUUAAACCAUCAUCAGUGCAAAUAAAACUAGAAAGAAACGAAGUUUCUUUUCUAAAUAUCCGAGCUCUGUAUGGACCUAACGUUAACUAUCAUCAAUCUACCGGUUUCACCCCUUCAUAGGAUAGCAGGAAUGGUUUUUAUAUUAAACUUUUCUUAGCUCUUCGUGUGCAAGCGCGAUAAUUAAGCAUUUGCGAACGCUUUUUGAGCUGACGUGAUACGUAUUGCACGCAUGUUGGAAGACAUGAUUAAUGACGUCACAACUUAAUUAUUUAAUUACGUUCAAGAAGAACGGCCACUGGCCUGCCGUAAGAGCACGUUACGGCGAUGUCAUGCGGUUUACCGAAUGGUUUUGUCGAACUUGAAGAGCUGGUUCAUCGUGACGGAGUUCGGGACGAAUGGGAGGAGACAGCGCGAUGGAUUACGCUCGAGGAGACUGUAGAAUCGGAUCGCUGGAGUAAACCACACGUGCCAUGUUUAUCCUUACACGGCCUGCAAAAUGUUCGGGAGAUUCUCGAAACUUGUCCGAUAGUAACAGAUCUUGCCGAGACGGAGAUGACGGCGAUCGUGGAAGCGUUGGUAGAAGAGAUGGUGCGUUUUGGAACAUUGGAUGAAGGUCUUCGCGACUCCAUUGUAAGGUUACUGUUGUUAAAUCAUCGCCAUAAAAAUCAGACGAAGGCCACACCGCUUACGCGUCGUCUCGACCGACAUUUCACCGUUGACGUGCCGGAAGAGGAUAAAGAUACAACACCUAAAGACCAGGAUUCCGUUACGUUUUCACGUUUCUCGUGUCCAUGUCUGUGUUUUCAAGUAUGCCACAAGAACAGGAUAGAACCUGGAAGUCCCAGGCGCUCAAAUAACAAACAGGUAGCCGUGGAUGAUAUGGAUCUUGCCGAGUUUCGACUUCCCGAAAAAUCGGAAUCCACCACAGUCUUAGUUGGCUCUGUAAACUAUUUGAAACACCCUAUUUCGAUAUUUGCUCGUCUGGCCGAGGGUUGCCUUCUGGGCAAUCUGAUGGAAGUCAAUGUUCCUGUCCGUUUUUUGUUUGUGUUGCUUGGACCCGAAGAUGAACAGAAUAAAUAUCAUGAAACUGGUCGUUCAAUUGCUGCCAUGAUGUCUGAUAAAUUCUUCCUUUCUCUUGUUUAUAACUUCCAGGAACGUGAAGCUCUUUUACGAACAAUUGACGAAUUCCUUAACUGCUGUGUUGUUAUACCACCGGGAGAAUGGGACAGACAGAUAUUGUUGCAGACGAUUCCGGUGCUGGAAAGUCAAAGCCAAAAGAUGUUUCAGAUUCGCAGACGAAAAAAAAGCGAUGUACAGGAAGAAGAUAUAAACCAAGUACAAGGUCCCGUGGAGGACCCUUUGCAGCGAACUGGACGCUUUUGUGGUGGACUUGUCAGAGACAUAAAACGACGUCUUCCUAAUUACAUCAGUGAUUUCACUGAUGCUUUUGAUAUCCACUGCCUUGCUGCCAUCGUGUUCGUUUACAUCGCCUCACUAGCACCGGCGAUAACAUUUGGUGGAAUACUUAGCGAAAAAACUGGAGGUUGGAUCGGAGUGUCGGAAACCAUCUCAGCCACCGGUCUUGCUGGCAUAAUAUUUGCGUUACUGGGCGGUCAACCGCUUACAAUCAUUUCCUUCACUGGUCCGCUGGUGGUCUUCGAGAAGAGUACCUACGAGUUGUCGGAGAACUUGAAUAUCGAGUACCUACCGUUUCGGGCCUGGAUCGGGAUUUGGGUUAUGUUUAUCUGUUUCGUGAUCGUAGCUUUUGAGGGAUGUUUCUUAGUCCGUUAUUUCACGCGGUUCACCGAAGAAAUCUUCGCCUGUCUUAUAGCUUUCACGUUUGUCUAUGAUGCUAUAGUCAUCGUUGUUGAUGAAUACGAUAAUCCUAUCGCAGUUAAUACAACCAUAUCCAACAUCACGACUACCACCACUACUAGUUCUUCGUCAUCUGGCCACCUGGCGCUGCUGUUGGUUCUCGGGACGUUCAUAAUUUCCUACCUAUUCCGCCGGUUUCGCCAUUCCCAUUUUCUCGAUCAUCUCAUACGGCGAAUUGUCAGCGAUUUCGGAGUCCUCAUAGCCAUUUUAUCAAUGGUGGCGUAUUACAACCUCGAUGACGAUACAUCAGUUUCGCAGCUCAUUGUGCCGGACGGUUUCGACAAGACGAAAACAGAGAGAAUCGGUUGGUUCGUGAAUCCUAUGGGAAGUGGCAACAGUAUGGACGUUUCGAGUAUCCUUAGCGCCAUGAUACCGGCCAUCCUCGUCAGUAUCCUGAUCUUCAUGGAGGUUGAACUGACCGGCCUUAUUCUUGAUAAGAAGGAGUUCAAAUUGAAGAAAGGCACUGGUUACAAUCUGGAUCUCAUCGUGGUUGGUCUUAUAGUUGGGCUGUGCUCUUUGCUUGGCUUCCCGUGGCUCUGUGCUUCGCCGAUACACUCCAUGUCCCAUCUUCACGCGCUCAUGGUGUUCAACAACAACCAGGCACCAGGAGAACGACCGGUGCUCAUGGAAGUCAAGGAACAGAGGGUGACGAACAUUGUCAUCCACAUCCUUAUUGGACUAUCGGCAUUCCUCGCUCCGGCCUUACGCGCUGUUCCCAUUCCAGUCCUCGCGGGAGUGUUGCUCUACCUCGGCGUCUGUUCGCUCUCACAUAUACAGCUGUGUGAACGUAUCCAAAUGUUAUUCAUUCCACCCAACCACCACCCGGAUGUCUCGUACGUACUCAAAGUACAAACCAAAAAGAUGCACACGUUUACCAUAAUCCAAUUCGUAUGUGUUUGUAUCGUCAUCCUAAUCAAGCUAACCGUCUUAGCUCCAGCAUUUCCGUUCUUUGUGUUGUGUUUGAUUCCACUGCGCAAGUCACUAGAAUAUUUCUUCAACGAGGAAGAGCUUGAGUUGCUAGACAAUGAAGCUGAGGAACUCAAUGAAGACGAGUAUGAUGAGUUUGAUGCUGUCCAUGUACCGAUAUGAAUAUUUCUAUAGAAUUGCCUCAAAAACACUUAUAAGAUACGAAUUCAUUAAGGUCUCACUUGUAUGCAUUUUAUGAAUAAAUCACGCGUAUACUCUAUAACGUUUGAUCUUGCGCUCCGACAAAACUUGCAUUUGCUGUGCACCUGUUAUUUUCGUAUUAUUAGAUCACUCCUGUGCACAGAACUGGCGAGCGAGCAAUGACGCAGCGCGUCUAAAGCACGUUUUCCACUAGGCGAAUUUCAAUUCUCUCCUAACUACCUCGGCCCCUGAAACAUGACAAAGAAAUCAAACAUACUAGGCUACAUUUAAUUCGUAACGGCACAUUUAUAUAUUUAAACUGUGCAAAUAGCUUUUUCAAAGAAUGUGUAGACUGCACAAUUCAUUCAGGUGGAGGAUUAAUGAAAUAUAAAAUGCGUUAUCAUCUAUUGUUUGAUGUGUUAGUACAUGUGAAAAUUUGGACGUUUGAUGAGACUUAUGCCUGGUUCACACAUGUCGUAAGAAUCUGGGAUUCCCUUUGUCUGAGGUCACUGGUACGCAAAAUGCUUUGUCUAUCGGCAAAUAAUACAAUGGAUCCCCGACUCUUAAGAACUAGUGUGAAUCAGGCCUUAUAUAUGACAUUGCUGCUAGUUUUGGAGACUCCCCUAUCCAGGUCUAAGGAUUACUUUUAAUUAUAUUUCAUAAUAUGCAGGUUGCGUAAUUUAUCGAGAUACAAUAUCUUAUUGGACGAUUGUUUCAUUACGUAUGAAAUCCAUUGUUUUCAUCGUGCACAAUUAUUUCAAACUUAUUUAGGCACACAUCUCAUUCAGAAUAAAACAAAGUUCGCAUUAACAUGAAAAAAAAUGGCGGCACAAAAACACGUCAGCUCAGAUUUAGUUGAUUGAUGCAUCAUGCAUAUUAAGGUUGUAUAGACUAUAUGCGACCAGAUUAAGUUAAGGCUUGUCAAAUAAAUCAUAGUGAGAGACAGUGGCCUUCACGGUUGGCAUUCGAAUGUCCCGGAAAUCGUCGAUAUAAGUUAUAUUUAUAGCUAAUACUGUAAAUUAAAAUAAUUGCAUAUGCAUGUCUGUCUAAAGAAAAACGGUAUUUAUAUUAGCAUUUUAUUACGGGAUUAUUUUGUGCACAAGAACGACAGUUUGCUCUUUUUAAUAUUUUCCUUGCGGCUAAAUUAUCGAUUGCGAAAGUUUUUUAUUGAUCUAUGUUGAAAUUUUGGUUUAACUUGCCUGGUUUCGUAUAGACCAUAUGUAUAUUCAACAAGACUUAUAUAUCAUUUCACGCUUCGUCAUCCUCGGGUACAAGCGAGGCAAACGGCCCUUAAUUGCAUUUAACUGCAUCUUUAUGAUGAAAAUUAUUGCAAAAGCAUGCUUCCUAUGGCCAUUACGGUACUUGACUUUUGUCUUCAGAGGUUAAGAGCGAUAAUAUUAUUAAAGGAGCCUUUCGAACUACCAAGACAUCAUGUCCAUAAAUUCUAUGAUUAUAUCUAUAUAA
Dendronephthya gigantea is the source of this 4819-nucleotide messenger RNA. Its product is annotated as sodium bicarbonate cotransporter 3-like. Lineage: Eukaryota; Metazoa; Cnidaria; Anthozoa; Malacalcyonacea; Nephtheidae. Gene Ontology annotation, biological process: monoatomic anion transport; bicarbonate transport; transmembrane transport. Gene Ontology annotation, cellular component: plasma membrane. The record is from RefSeq and is a predicted model, not a curated record. The transcript has 3 exons. Bases 698 to 3337 code for a protein of 879 amino acids. Gene Ontology annotation, molecular function: solute:inorganic anion antiporter activity; monoatomic anion transmembrane transporter activity.